CGAAUCCGGGUUCGGAUUCGAAGACCCGAUUGGAAAAAGGCGAAAGCUUUGCAAUCAAAAGGAACACUUGGCAUCUGGGGUUUGGAGUUUGAGCAGAGAGCAAGGUUCGAAGCUUCUGGCUCGGCAAUUCCGUGAUGAUUGCCUCUACAUAUGUGACUGGCCUGGGUGCUUGCAUCUGGAGGAGAAGAGGAAGUACAGGCUGUUUCGGGGGGUGUUCGUGGAUUUCAAGGAAACUAGGGUUUGGAAGGCCUUAAAUGAUGGGAAGAACAAGGUUAAGAGGAAGGUUGAUGUUGGUGGUUGUGCUUUCUGUAAGAGUGAGGAGAGUUGGGACCUUCACUCUGCUUUCUGUCUGAGGAGAGUGUUUGGGUUCCAUGAUGAUGGUGAACCCGUUGUCAGGGCUUUUGUUUGUCAGAAUGGUCAUGUUUCUGGUGCUUGGACUGAUGUCCCAAUGUACUCUUGAGAUUACUUUCAUUUCAUGUCCUCUUUUUUUUUUCAUCUUUAAUUAAUCAUCUAUAAUUACGCACAUUAA
Messenger RNA from Arachis ipaensis, 529 nucleotides. RefSeq names its product phytochrome A-associated F-box protein. The record is from RefSeq and is a predicted model, not a curated record. Gene Ontology annotation, molecular function: protein binding. Lineage: Eukaryota; Viridiplantae; Streptophyta; Magnoliopsida; Fabales; Fabaceae.